AUGUCUGAAGAACUGAGAGAACUUCAAGUUGGAGAAGAAGUAGAAAGUCAUGUGGCCGGAGUAGCUCAGCCAGCUAUAGUUCCUCCACCGGCUCCUGCACCAGCACCAGUUGGGCCGCCUAUUGAUAAAUUGAGAAAGUAUGGUGCUACAGAAUUUAAAGGACGAAAGGAAGAUGACGCGUCUGCAGCAGAAUAUUGGUUGCAAAGUACAGACAAGGUUCUUCAACCGUUACAGUGUUCCCCAGAAGAUAGUCUAAUAUGUGCAGUGUCACUACUGAAAGAAGAAGCCUACCAAUGGUGGGACACUGUGGCCCAGACAGUGCAACCAAUACAGAGGACAUGGGAGUUGUUUUUAAAUGAGUUCAGAAAAAGAUAUAUAGGAGAUAUUUAUUUGGAGGAGAGAAAAAGGGAGUUUAUCUAUUUGAGGCAGGGACGUAUGACAAUAGCUGAGUAUGAAAGGGAGUUUAUUAGAUUGAGCAGAUAUGCCAGGGAGAUUAUUCCUACAGAGGAGGCAAAAUGUAAAAGAUUUGAGCAAGGGUUAAACACUAAGAUCAAGAUGCUUCUAGUUGCCCUUCAAAUCAGAGAUUUUUCAGCACUGGUGAAUGCAGCUUUAAAUGUAGAGAAAGUGAAGGAAGAAGACCAGAGUAUAAGACAGAGGAGUCAGCAAAAAAGGACUCACAGUCAGAGUCAAGGGCAGAUGAUAGCUUCACAGGGCUCUAGUAAGAGACAGAAAAGUUUUCAACGUACUAGAUCAAGCCAGUCUCAAAGGCAAGGCAAAAAAUCAGCUCAGAGUUUAGCAAGUGGAUCUAUUCAACAUACUGCUUCUGUGGCCAGUUCAGGAGGCUCAGGAAGAAGUCUUCCACCAGAGUGCAAUCACUGCAGAAGGAGACAUACUGGUACUUGCAAACUGAUGACAGGAGCUUGUUUCAUAUGUGGCUCGAUGGAUCACAUUAUGAGGGAUUGUCCUAAGAAGCAGACAGCCUCAGCACCAGCAACAGAAAGAACUACACCAGUAACUCAAAAGACUAGAAGCAAAGGUAGAAGUGAGCCGACAAGUACCUCUAGUCAAAGAGUUUCAGAGACCGUGGAUAGACUGGAAUCUAGAGCACCUGCCAGAGCCUAUGCCAUCAAAGCCAGAGAGGAUCAAGAUUCCCCAGAUGUUAUCAUGGGUAUAUUUUCUAUCUUUGGCCAGUCUGUUCAUGCUUUAAUAGAUCCUGGUUUCACACACUCUUAUAUUUGCAUACCUGUCUCAAAUAAAAAAGAACUGCAAGCAGACAUUCUAGACCAGGAUAUAGUAGUAACUAAUCCUCUUGGCCACAGUGUAGUUGUCAGUAAAGUAUUUAAAGAUUGCCCCAUCUUGAUUCACGGUCACAUUUUUCAUGGAAAUUUGAUUGAAUUACCUUUUCGGGAGUUUGAUGUGAUUCUAGGAAUGGAUUGGUUAUUUAGACACCAAGUUAUAGUUGAUUGUAGAAAGAAGAGAAUCACGCUAAAGACACCGGAUGGUGAAGAAGUAGUAGUUGUGGGCGAGAGAUCAGAUUUUCUCUCCAAUGUUAUUUCUGCUACUGCAGCCAGAAGAAUGAUAAGAAAGGGUUGUGAGACAUACUUAGCCUGUGUUUUGGAGGCUAAGAAGGAGAAACCUAUUGUGCAAGAUAUACCUACUGUUUGUGACUUCUCUGAUGUCUUUCCAGAUGAAUUACCAGGAUUACCUCCAGAAAGAGAAGUAGAAUUUGCCAUAGACGUUGUACCAGGCACUACACCCAUAUUAAUUGCUCCUUAUAGGAUGGCUCCCACAGAAUUAAAAGAAUUAAAAGUGCAGCUACAAGAAUUACUCGAUAAGGGUUUCAUACGCCCCAGUAUCUCUCCCUGGGGUGCACCAGUGCUAUUUGUUAAGAAGAAGGAUGGUUCGCUGCGAUUGUGCGUGGAUUACAGACAACUCAACAAGGUGACCGUCAAAAAUAAAUAUCCAUUGGUGCACCCCAGGGAGAGAUACUGGGGCGUAUGA
This is a messenger RNA of Manihot esculenta (cassava), 2001 nucleotides long. RefSeq lists its product as uncharacterized. The transcript has 2 exons. Lineage: Eukaryota; Viridiplantae; Streptophyta; Magnoliopsida; Malpighiales; Euphorbiaceae. Gene Ontology annotation, molecular function: nucleic acid binding; zinc ion binding. The coding region runs from base 1 to 2001 and encodes 666 amino acids. The record is from RefSeq and is a predicted model, not a curated record.